AAUGGCAGAUGUGCAGCCAACGACCAAUGAGGACUGGUCUCAAGGGGCGGACGCAGGGUAAAGAGCCUAAAGCGGACCCUGGGAGAGUCAGAAGCAUAUCCGGUGUUCGAAGAGCUGUUUGGUUCCUGAGAGUCGGAUAAGAAGAGUGGAGGCUGCGUCCCACACACUCGGGCAUCAUGAACAUAUUUGAUCGGAAGAUCGACUUUGAUGCACUCUUAAAAUUUUCCCACAUAACCCCCUCGACACAGCAGCACCUGAAGAAGGUCUAUGCCAGUUUUGCCCUUUGUAUGUUUGUGGCGGCUGCGGGGGCCUACGUCCAUGUGGUCACUCAUUUCAUUCAGGCUGGCCUGCUUUCUGCCCUCGGCUCCCUGGGGUUGAUGAUUUGGCUGAUGGCAAUACCUCAUAGCCAUGAAACUGAGCAAAAAAGACUGGGACUUCUUGCUGGAUUUGCUUUUCUUACAGGAGUUGGCCUGGGCCCUGCUCUGGAGUUAUGCAUUGCCAUCAACCCCAGCAUCCUUCCCACUGCCUUCAUGGGUACAGCAAUGAUCUUCACGUGCUUCAGCCUGAGUGCCCUCUACGCCAGGCGCCGCAGUUACCUCUUUCUGGGAGGUGUCUUGAUGUCAGCCAUGAGCCUGAUGCUCUUGUCUUCCCUGGGGAAUCUUUUCUUCGGAUCCAUUUGGCUUUUCCAGGCAAACCUGUAUGUGGGGCUGGUGGUCAUGUGUGGCUUUGUCCUUUUUGAUACUCAACUCAUUAUUGAAAAGGCUGAACAUGGAGAUAAGGAUUACAUCUGGCACUGCGUUGACCUCUUCUUAGAUUUCGUUACUCUCUUCAGAAAACUCAUGAUGAUUCUGGCUAUGAAUGAGAAGGACAAGAAGAAAGAGAAGAAGUGAAAUGACCGUCCAGCCUUUCCCAAUUUAGCUUCCUCUCCUUCCACCCCUCAUUUCCUCUUUGCACACAUUACAGGUGGCGUGUUCUGUGCUAAUGAAAAGCAUCAGAAAAGCUUUUGUACUUUGUGGUUUUCUCUAUUUUGAAUUUUUUGAUCAAAAAACUGAUUAGCAGAAUAUAGUUUGGAGUUUGGCUUCGUAUUCCUGGGGUUCUUCCCCGUUCCCUUUUCUGUAAUCCCCACCCAUAGCCUCUUCCUCUGCUCAGGCAGCCAGGCCACCGUGACGCAGAGAGGGACCCGCAGGGGAGCCAACUCCUGGAGUCUGCUUUCCGACCAAGCUGUACCAAGUGGAUCUGAACUGUUCGGUAGAGUCACCUCAGCCCUUCCUUUCUCAGCACUUCCUUUCUCAGCCCUUCCUUUCUCAGCACUGGGUAGUACAUAGUUUCCAUGGGACUGGGCGGUGUGUUUUCCAUUGGGAAGAAGUUUGCUGGUCCCAUUGUUACUCAGGCUCCUUAAUCUGAGCUUCUGUUAGCCCCUACAAAGAAAAUGAAGACCCUCUUCUGCAGGAUUCUUUGCUUCCUCUGAGCUACCCAAGUUGCUGCUGUUCUGGCAAACACACCUUUCUGCCUUGCCAUCACAAAAGGAAUGUGGAUUUGUGUGUGUGCCCUUUUCUAUCCCUGUCUGACCCUCAGGGAAUCUGUGUGCUUUCCAUCCCUGGGGUGGGAGGAUUUCAGCCCAAAGGGAAGACUAAUUCUUGUCAGGCAUUUAUGAAAAGGAUGAUGAGGUAUGGCAAGGUAGAGCAUAGAAUUCCCAAAGGUCCCCUGGCUUUUUUUUUUUUUUUUUUUUUUUGAUUAUCACCUUUGUUACUGAGUCACCUCUACCAGGUGGCUGUGAUUUAAGGUCCCUGGAGAGGAAGGAUAGGGAAGGAGAAUGGUUGAGCCUCUGAUGUGUAAUUGUAACUAAUCCUGCCAGACAGGCCUGGAUAAGGACUUGUUUGGGACAAAAUCUACUAGGUGGUUCUUUGUUCAGAUCAACAGAGUGAGGCCGUGAUGGUUUGGGAGGCAGCGUUCCUAACAGUCCUUGGGUAUAUUUUUGUUAUAUCCUAUCUGGUAAUGAAUGUCCCACCUGAUAAUAGAUAGUGUCAAGCCAGAGAUUCGGGGCCAGAGAUAAAUACUCAUUUUAUACAAGCACUUUAGUUUUGUUUCGAUCAAUCUGCAGCCUUCCUGGCAGGACCAAACCUGCAAGACACCUGAUUCCCUUCAGCUUUGUGGUGGCAAGUGGAAGAGGGCAGUAGUAAUGGGGAUGACCAGCUCCUCUGUGGGCUGCCACCCUCCGGUGGCACAAAUAGAUGGGCCUUGGGAGUAGUCAUGGCUCUGGCAACUCACAGCGUCAGUGUCAGGGGAGCUGCCAUCAAAAGCUCAUUGCCAGUAGGACACCGUCUUGGGCUCUCCGUUCACGCCCAGUACACAGUGGGGCCCAGUGGCACACCCCAUCACUUGGGCCAUCCCAGGAAACGAUUUGUUCCCAGGCUGUGUGUUCCUGCAGUGGCAUGCCGCCCAGAAUGGCCCCUUCCCCAGGGUGCUGCCCUCUGACUGAGCUGCUGCUGCCACCUCUGGCCUGAGACUCCUGAAGGGACUUCCUUCCCCGUAACCCCCCCAAUAGCAGCUCCAUACAUUUGUUGAUUCUCUGCUAGGCCUGAGAAUCUGAGUUACAUCUCCUGAAGCCAAUCUCCACCUCUUGUGCUCUUUUGCUUGGGAUAAAGGAGUUUUUCUUUAGAAACAGUGCCAAGAAUGAUAAGAUAUAAAAGACUACUUUUAAAGAAAAUGUCUAACAGGUUUUUAAUACAGUAAUCACUGUAAUUAUCACUUUCUUUUCUAGUUCCUUGGUUUUCAGCUCAGGCUGCAUUCUCUAACUCAUACUGUGAAGACAAAGGUGUUUUUGAUUCAGAAAUAUAUGAAAUUGACAGUCUUAAUUUGUAAAAAAUAAAGAAAAUUCCUUAACCUUU
Messenger RNA from Rhinolophus ferrumequinum (greater horseshoe bat), 2888 nucleotides. RefSeq names its product transmembrane BAX inhibitor motif containing 6 (gene TMBIM6). The coding region runs from base 177 to 890 and encodes 237 amino acids. Lineage: Eukaryota; Metazoa; Chordata; Mammalia; Chiroptera; Rhinolophidae. The record is from RefSeq and is a predicted model, not a curated record. The transcript has 10 exons. Gene Ontology annotation, biological process: negative regulation of endoribonuclease activity; negative regulation of RNA splicing; cellular response to unfolded protein. Gene Ontology annotation, cellular component: mitochondrial membrane. Gene Ontology annotation, molecular function: enzyme binding.